GGCACCAUUGAAGUCAGCCAUUAGAUUCCUUCACGCGGAUCACCAAACUCUUUGAUGAUCGUAUGCAUCUAGAUUCUGCUUUGCUCCCAUCGAGUCCUGGACAACGACUUUUAACGUCCUGAGUUGCAAACGCUAACCUUUUGGUAGAGAUUCUCCUGCACGCGUUCCUUUUUUUUUUUAGAAGAUCAAGUAGUAUACAAUUAAAGCAAUCCAGCACGAAUGAACAAACAUUAAAUGUUAUUGGGGCCCAAGAAUCCGUCCACAAUUAUAUAGUAAAAUGUACAAGUACGCAGUUUUGUUGGAUAAACUACUGGACGUAAUGAGUCCUGACCGUCGGUCAAGCUUUGCGUAGACGUGAGUGAGCCUUCCAUCUGUGUGCUAGCUGUAGUUUCUGUUACGUCCGAUCUCGCGACUGCUAUCAACAGGGGCGAUCUUUGAGCAGCGCAAUAGAAAAACUUCAUUUUGUUGUCUCGAUCAUCGCUCGCACUUCUAGAUCGUGAUCAAUCCUCUUUGCUGUCCGACAUCCUUGUCAAACGCAAAAAGAAGGCCCCAUGUCGUCGAACCCACCACCAGCGUACACCACCCCACCCAAAAACGAAUCGUUCUACUCGACAGUCGCUCAAAGCCGACGGACGCUGAAGAGUGAAUAUCUGGUGCCUCCUCGAUCGGGAUAUGCCUUCACGGUUCCCAAGGGCCAUGUCUUCCGCUUGAGCACGCCUGACGGGCCUCAAGUCGGCGACCUCAAUCUCUGGAACCAGGAGAAUCCACGGGAACGAUUCUGGGCAUCGCGAACGCGUCAGCUUCAGGCAAGCCACGUCACAGUAGGCGAUAGACUUUGGAGCUGUCUUCCGCACUUGAGGCCGAUGGUCACUAUUGUUGCGGACAGCCUUCGCGACUACGGUGUCGAUCGAUUCGGCGGCCGGUGUCACGAUCUGCUCGGAACAAGGUGCGACCCGUACGUCAACAAACUCCUUACGGGGGACGACUACGACUACCAAUGCCACUCAAACCUGACUCGGGCAGUCAUACCCUACGGGCUGACCGAGUACGACGUACAUGAUGUCCUCAACGUCUUUCAAGUCACUGGGCUGGACAAGGACGGCAAGUAUUUCAUGGAAGCGUCGCCUGCCAAGCCUGGCGACUACAUAGAGUUCUUCGCCGAGAUGGACCUGCUCUGCGCGCUGUCGACCUGUCCUGGAGGAGACUUGAGCGCUUGGGGUUGGGGGGAAGGUUCAGGUGGGAAGAUGAAGGACGUGUGCAGGCCGAUCAAAGUGGAGGUGUUUGAGCUGGACGACAAGACUGUGUUAAAUGCAUGGGAUCCUCCAAGAAAGCCCCAAUACGUGGGAGCCCACGGGAUGAAAAUACCUAUGGGCGAGACAAAGGGAUGAAGCCGAGGGCGAGCGACGCUUAUGGCUGCCGCAUCCAUGAAAAUAGAACAACGAGGAGGCUUUGCCUGUGUUCGCGAAAAGGAAAUUUUUUUGUACAAAGAAAUUAUGUCAGGACCAAUUUCUUAGAGGAUUGCGCAUACGACAUCAUUUGUGUAUGUUAUCCUUUAUUGGAAAUAAAGCAAUCACUAUCACCUGCAUCUGAUCUUUGCGUCCUAGUCUAAUCAAUAAAAAGGGAAAUGCC
Molecule: messenger RNA, 1629 nt
Organism: Verruconis gallopava
Lineage: Eukaryota; Fungi; Ascomycota; Dothideomycetes; Venturiales; Sympoventuriaceae
Exons: 2
Coding region: 552-1388 (278 amino acids)
Source: RefSeq, a predicted model, not a curated record